Plasmodium vivax (malaria parasite P. vivax) is the source of this 4806-nucleotide messenger RNA. RefSeq lists its product as hypothetical. The transcript has a single exon. The record is from RefSeq and is a predicted model, not a curated record. NCBI's taxonomy places the organism in Eukaryota, Apicomplexa, Aconoidasida, Haemosporida, Plasmodiidae. The coding region runs from base 1 to 4806 and encodes 1601 amino acids.
AUGUCUGGGGAAAAAAACUUUUUCGGUAACCCCUACUCAACGAACGUUAACUAUGAGAACGUGCCAGCGCAAAACGAAUACGGGGGUGCCCCCCAGCAGGGCGUCUUCUACAACAGCGUAGCGGAGGGGAUGUACAGUUACGCCCCGAAUGAAAGUCUUUCGGGGGAGUUCUUGAAUCAGAACAUGAGCAGUUAUGGGAGCCGAGGAAUUGGGGUGAACAGCCAAAGCAGCCAGGGGGGCUACCCCGGGGUGCGUGGCGGAUUUGGAGGUAACGCUGCGAGUAGCUACGGAAGCGGCGGCAACUAUGGAAGCAGCGGUAACUACGCAAGCAGCGGUAACUACGCAAGCAGCGGUAACUACGGAAGCGGCGGCAACUACGCAAGCGGCAACACCUACGGGAGGGGCUACAUGAACGAGUCAGGCAACUUCCAAGACAGGCCAGGGGCAAGCCACUCGGGCGUGAAUGCCGCGAACAACUUGACCUACGCAAACAGCAUGGGGGGAGUGAGCGGCAUGGGAGGAAUGGGCAGCAUGAGCAGCAUGAGCAGCAUGGGCAGCGUGGGCAGCAUGGGCGGAGUGCAGAAUCUCCACAACUCGUUAAGCGGCAUGGGGGCGAUGAACAGAAUGGAAAAUGUGUUUAUGAACAAAAAUGUGAAAAGGGGCAUGCAGAGGGGCUACGAAAAUGGGGAGGCAGUUAGCUUUAAUAACAUCGGUGGUAUGCACAACACGUCUGGCGGUAUGACCACCGUAGGUAGUGCCGGGCAACGCGGCAAAGGGGGAACGUUAAAUGUGAUGCCCCAUGCGAGUAAUAUGUCGAGAGCCAAUGCGUAUGGUAUGCAGAGGACUUUGGAAAAGGUGAACAGCGUGGUGGGUGGCGAUCCCGGCGGUGCAAGUAACGAUGUGAAGAACAGGCUGACCAGCCACGCGAACACGACCCAAAGCAGGGGAGGCUUAAACAGCUGUGAUCGACAGAGUGGCUUCCCAGGAUUGAGCAACAUGCAAGGAGUGGAUGGCAUCAGCGGGUAUGGCAGCACCAACGGGUAUGGCAGCGUGAACAGCUUCGACAGCAUGGGCAACCAGCCCGGAGUGAUCCACGCGAGCAGCGAGCUAAGCGCGAUUAGCAGUAGAAACGACCUGUCGAGGGCAAAUAAUUACCACCCCCUAAGUGGAAACAAUACCUAUGAUAGUUACCGCCUGGGUGACUAUACGACGGAUAGGAGCGGCAUGCGAAGCCAUAACGCCAUGCAGCAAGGGUACACCACUCCCAGCGGCAACUACCUAGAGGCCCAAAACAACAACAGAGCCACAACCGCGCAAGGUCUGAACAACCGGUUUGUAAAUCAGGGAACUAGUUACCUAGGCAGUAACCACCCACCGAACAGCUCCUACCAAAAGGGAAACAUGAGGAGUAGUGUGAAGAGCACCAUCAAGAAUAACAUUAACAUGUUGAGCAAGUCCUCAAAUGAGACCUUCAAGAAGGAGCAGCCCGUGGCAUACACCCCCAAGGGAAGCGCCGCCUAUGCAGUUCGGGGCAGCGUUAGCAGCGGAGUUAGCAGCGAUGUUAGAAGUGAUGUUAGAAGUGAUGUUAGAAGUGAUAUUAGGGGUGAUCUACAGGGGGGCCAAGGUAGGAACCUCCCUCCGAGUGAGUACCCCUAUGAUCGCCCCCCCUUCAACCAACAGUACAGGGGAGGGGAAGACAAGUUAGCUCUCCAGGGGAGCAAAGGAGCUCAGAAUGACCCCAACAGCAGUGUAAGGAACAACCAAAUGGUGGACUCCAGCCUGGCGUAUGGCGGCAACAGAGGGGGAUUCUUUUACGAAGGCCAGUAUGCCGACCAGGGUUCCGCAUGGGGGGGGGACUACAGCGCGGGGCCUGCGUAUGAGAGGGGCGACUUCAAAGGGGGCUCCGCAGUUGUGGGUAGCGGUGUAGGCGGUACGAGUGGCAUUGGCGGUGUUGGCGGCGGUGCGAGUGGCGUUGGCGGUGCAGGCAGCUUCGAUAACUCCUACGGUAACGACUCCUCCAGCUUUUACGGCAACAGCUCUGCGAACUUCUACGGCAGCGACGGGGCCAACUUUUACGGAAACGACGCGGCUAAUUUGUACGCCAACGACGCGGCCAACUUCUACGGCAACAACGGCAGGCAGAUCCACGACGAGGCAGUCACUCAUCAGGGGGCGCUGCACCAGCAGAUGUUCCUCGGGGCGGCGAACAGUAGCAACUUCCCCCGGCAGGUGAAGAGCAAAGGGAGGUCUAGAAAAGGAAAGAACAGCGGCCCGAAGGGGGAGGAGAAAAAGGCAGCAGUGAAAAAUGGCAAGAGGGGCAAAACGAACGGCCUGAAGAGUGAAGGCGCGCCCGGUACUAGGGUGGGUGCGGGCAUGGUAACAAGUAUGGGCAGCGGCACCAGCAUUAACCCCGAUGCGUACUCGACUGCCUACCCCAGUGCGAACAACGUGAGUGGCAACCAAAACGGUGACCACCACCUCCACGACGGCAGUUCGAGCGCACUCACGCUGAACGUGUCGAAUGGCGGGGAUUUGGGCAACUUCCAGGGGGGAGCUGCAGUGGGUGGACAGGUGAGUGAGAAGGUUGAGGAGGCUCAGCAUGGUGGGGCGGCUCAGCUGGGUGGAGCCGUACAGAUUAAUGAACCCGCUUGUCUUAGUGAACCCCCUCAACCUAACGAACCCGCUCAGCCUGGUGGAACCGCGCCCCAAGUGGAGGGCCCCCCGCUGGAGGAAAACGAGCAGCUGCUCGCCAAUAGCCAGUUCCUCGAAAGCUACAAGGAAUACCUGCAGCUGCAGGCGCAGCAAUCGGGGGAGCGAAAAGGGAAGUCGUUCUCCCCAUCCAACAGUAACCUCACGCUGAACAAGGAUCUAGUGGAGAUGAUUCUUAGAAACAAUAAGCACUCAAUAGGUAGAAGCACAGACGAGAGCGUUAGUAACUCCUACACGAGCUUCUUAAUGAAUGUAAGUUCCUCCUAUUUGAAGAAGAAAUCACAGGGGGGCAGAAGCGAAACGGAGAGCAAACCGGAUGGUGGUGACCACUCCCAUGUGGGGGACAAAGCAGUAGAAGGUUAUUCACCCAAAGUGGACCCUCUUGAGGGGGCACAUCUGAUAGGGGGGGGGUUAUUAACUCCCCCCAGUAGGGCCCUUGAAGGGGGCUUUCCCGCGGGAGAGGCACACCAGGAAUGUGGAGCGGAUGCAGGUGAGGUGGAAGCGGUGAAAAUAAAGGCGGAAGUGCAAGAGGGAGACCAACCGGGUUGGGCGGAGGCACAAGCAGUGGAACAAGCAGAUGUUAUCGGAGACGUCCCCGUGAAGAAAAAAGGAACGCGGGGGAGGAAAAAGAAAGUGCAAAGCGCACCCGCAGGGGAGGGAGGCAUCCUACCCGAAGGCGUAAAAGUGGAGGAGAAGGAAGUCAAGCGGAAGGGCAGGAAGAGGAAGACGUAUGUAGAGCCAGCUAGCCAAAAUGGGAAUAACCAGGAAAUGCACAAACAAACAAACGAGUGUGUAAAGGGUAUUCCCUUGGAAGAACCCACCACCCACAAUAUAAAAGAAGAAGAAGCAAAAAUUAAAAUUGACCAAAUGGCAGUGUGUUUUAAGAGACCCAAGAGUGAAGCUCCACUGGGGGAGAACACCAAUGAGGCUUCCCCAAAUCACUCGAGCAACGUUUUUGAAAUUUUGAAUUAUAAGCUGAAGAAAUUUAAUGUGCAAAAUUGCGUCAACAGUCAUGCGGAGGUGACCGUUCUGCUUAACAACUUCCUAAAGGUGGUGAGGUUAAUAAACAGCCACAGGAAGAUGCUGCAGGGGGUGUACGGCCAGGUGUUUAAGACCCCCAGUGAGGCUUGCCUGCGGAGGUACUUCGAGGCCAAGUUCCCCUUUAUACAGUGCUACAGGGAUAGGCGCUACGAGUUGGCCGACGGGGGGGAGGAGGAUCAGCGGCAGGAUGGAGAGGAGGGGGAAGAAGAAGAGGAGGAGGGGGAAGAAGAAGAGGAGGAGGGGGACGAAGAAGAGGGGGACGAAGAAGAGGAGGAAGAGGAAAACGGCGGCGUGAAAGCAGAAGUUCAAGCGGAAGUUGAAGCCGCCUCCGCCGCUAACCCACUGAGUGACGACUUCCCCCCUGCAAACGGAACGCCAAUUGGGGAGAGCCGCUGUGGUGGGAUGAUGCCCCCUCUGGUUAGCCAGGCAGAGCUCAGCGGAAGGUCGCAUACGGUUAAGGAGGAAGUGUGUACCCUCUCAAAUUGGGAGAAUACUGCCCACCGCGGCAACGACGAAGGGUGUAACCCAAACGGAAGUUCCCAAAGAGAAUUAGAAGUAAAACCCCCUGGUGAUCAUUUGAAUGGAGUGAAGGAGGAGAGUAGCAGUGGGGCCGACGGGAUAAGCGUGUCGCGGUGGGUCCCACCUGGCGAUAGUCGGGGCGCGGGUUACGCACAGUGCAGCGCCGGCCCCCCCGCGUACGUGCCGUCAGAUGGGGUGGCCUACGUACGGCCGAACGGGGUCACCUACGCACCGUUAAACGAGGCCACCUACGUAACGUCUGAUGUGACCACCCACGUACUGCCCAACGCGGCAACCUACAUGGCAAGCUACCCCUCCGCCUUCCCCUGUGAGGGGUACCAAACGUAUGCCGCGCAGCUGAAUGGCCACCCCCAGAACAGCGCCCCGCAGGAGUUCAUUGCCCCGCACCAGUUCAGCCCCCCACAGGAGUUCAAUGCCCAACAGCAGUUCAGCGCGCCGCUCCAGUUCAGUGCCCCGCACAUUUUCAACCCCCACGUGAAUUCAGGCAAUAAUCUGAAUGGGGAUUCGUUCGGGUGA